AGAUACUUAGCACAGGAAGAUUCUAGACCAUUCAUUUCUUUCAAUUAUGGCUUACCGACAAAAUUGACGAAAUUGCCCCUCUCUAGGUUUCAACGCUACCACCACCAUCACCGCCUCAAGACUCUAUAUAAACACCUUCAUCCUCCUGUAUUAUUCAUUCAUAUAUUCUCAGCCUAAUCUCAUAUCUCUCUCUUCAUUUCAUACAAGAACGAUUUUCUUUUUCUCUGCGAUUUUCAAUUGUUGAAUAUGCAGAUCUUCGUAAAAACUCUAACCGGCAAGACCAUCACCCUCGAGGUCGAGAGCUCUGACACCAUCGACAACGUCAAGGCUAAGAUCCAGGAUAAGGAAGGUAUUCCCCCGGAUCAGCAGAGGUUGAUCUUUGCCGGGAAGCAGCUUGAGGACGGACGAACCCUCGCCGAUUACAACAUUCAGAAGGAAUCCACCCUUCAUUUGGUGCUAAGGCUCCGUGGUGGCAUGCAGAUCUUCGUUAAGACUCUAACCGGGAAGACUAUCACCCUCGAGGUCGAAUCUUCCGACACCAUCGACAACGUCAAAGCUAAGAUCCAGGACAAAGAAGGGAUCCCCCCAGACCAGCAGAGGCUGAUCUUCGCCGGAAAGCAACUUGAGGACGGACGUACUCUCGCCGAUUACAACAUCCAGAAGGAAUCCACACUCCACUUGGUGCUCAGGCUCCGUGGUGGUAUGCAGAUCUUCGUUAAGACUUUGACUGGAAAGACGAUCACCCUCGAGGUCGAAUCUUCCGACACCAUCGACAACGUCAAAGCAAAGAUCCAGGACAAAGAAGGGAUCCCCCCGGACCAGCAGAGACUGAUCUUCGCCGGAAAGCAACUUGAGGACGGACGUACUCUUGCCGAUUACAACAUCCAGAAGGAAUCCACCCUCCACUUGGUGCUCAGGCUCCGUGGUGGUAUGCAGAUCUUUGUUAAGACCUUGACUGGUAAGACAAUUACUCUUGAAGUUGAAUCAUCUGACACGAUCGACAACGUCAAGGCCAAAAUCCAGGAUAAGGAGGGAAUUCCCCCAGAUCAGCAGCGUCUAAUCUUUGCCGGAAAACAACUCGAGGACGGCCGUACCCUUGCCGAUUACAACAUCCAGAAGGAGUCGACUCUCCACUUGGUGCUUCGUCUCCGUGGAGGCAUGCAGAUUUUUGUCAAGACCCUCACCGGGAAGACGAUCACCCUCGAGGUGGAGAGCUCAGACACAAUCGACAACGUUAAGGCCAAGAUUCAGGACAAGGAAGGAAUUCCCCCGGACCAGCAACGUCUGAUUUUCGCUGGAAAGCAGUUGGAGGACGGUCGCACCCUUGCUGACUACAACAUUCAGAAGGAGUCGACUCUGCACUUGGUGCUGCGUUUGAGGGGUGGUAUGCAAAUCUUCGUGAAGACCCUUACGGGCAAAACCAUCACUUUGGAGGUGGAGAGCUCUGACACAAUUGACAAUGUCAAGGCUAAAAUCCAAGACAAGGAAGGCAUCCCUCCAGACCAGCAGCGUCUCAUCUUUGCGGGGAAGCAAUUGGAGGAUGGUCGUACUCUUGCUGAUUACAACAUUCAGAAGGAGUCUACCCUCCACCUUGUUCUUCGUCUUCGUGGUGGGGAUUUCUGAAGUAGUGGAGGUUCGGUCUCUGCUUUUCGGUGUGGUGUCUUUUGAUGGGCUUGUUAUUAAUCCUUUUGCUGAACAAAGUGUUCUUUAUUUUCAGUUUUAAAGUUCUUACUUUUUAAUUUGGUCCAGUGAGACCAGUUAAUGUUAAAACUCCCGUUCUUGCCAUAAUAAAUUUAGUAUUUUGUUCACAAA
Cannabis sativa is the source of this 1812-nucleotide messenger RNA. Its product is annotated as polyubiquitin. Bases 247 to 1623 code for a protein of 458 amino acids. The transcript has a single exon. The record is from RefSeq and is a predicted model, not a curated record. Gene Ontology annotation, biological process: modification-dependent protein catabolic process; protein ubiquitination. NCBI's taxonomy places the organism in Eukaryota, Viridiplantae, Streptophyta, Magnoliopsida, Rosales, Cannabaceae. Gene Ontology annotation, cellular component: cytoplasm; nucleus. Gene Ontology annotation, molecular function: protein tag activity; ubiquitin protein ligase binding.